This is a messenger RNA of Necator americanus (New World hookworm), 285 nucleotides long. RefSeq lists its product as uncharacterized. NCBI's taxonomy places the organism in Eukaryota, Metazoa, Nematoda, Chromadorea, Rhabditida, Ancylostomatidae. The record is from RefSeq and is a predicted model, not a curated record. The coding region runs from base 1 to 285 and encodes 94 amino acids. The transcript has a single exon.
AUGGCGGGGCGACUAUUUGCGACACCUUGUCGGAGAAAAGACUAUGGCGGGGCAACUAUUUGCGACACCUUGUCGGAGAAAAGACUAUGGCAGGGCAACUAUCUGCGACACCUUGUUGGAGGAAAGACUAUGGCAGGGCAACUAUUUGCAACACCUUGUCGGGAGAUGCAACACCUUGUCGGAGAAAAGACUAUGGCGGGGCAACUAUUUGCAACACCUUGUCGGAGAAAAGACUAUGGCGGGGCAACUAUUUGCGACACCUUGUUGCCGGAGGAAAGACUAUAG